AUGCUCAAUUGGGUUCAAAUCUGGACUUUGCAAUGGCCAGUAGUCAAAUUGUUUAAUCUCCCAAUGGUUUUUCCAUCACGUUGUCUAGGACCCAGUAUGACAGCUAGCAUUAUCUUCUUGGAAUUGUAUUUUUCUUAUAAUCAGAAAGAAUUAUUGGACUCCAAUAUUUUUUUCAAAAGGCAAAAACUUUGUCGGAAAUGUCAAUACAAAAAAACCGUUGCUCAUGGACAUGGAGAAAGUGUUUCUGAAAAGAACUGUGCGAGCAGCUUGUUUGUAGUGACAUUUCCAACAAAGUUUUUGACUUUUGAAAAAUCUCCAAUUAUUACUAUUGAUACAGAAAAGGAAGCUGGAGAAAAGGAAUCUGUUGAAGAUCAACCUGUAGAAGAGUAUGACUGGGAGCUCUUGGAUUUAGAUAUAGAUACAAUGAUUGCUGUGUACUAUAAUAGCUUUCUGACAUGGAGACCAGACGCAGAAAAAAAUUUGCGUAGACUCUACAGAGGAGACUCAAGAUCAUCGAUUAUGCACAACAAGAGAAAAAUGAAAGAAGAGCUUGAGGCAAAUAAAGACAAGAAGGUCAGAACGCUUGCUGAUUUUGGUUUCUCAGUUCCUGUUGUACCAGUUUCGCCUGUAACAGAAGCAUUAACUGUAUACAAGCAAUUGAAAGAUGAGGAACUUGAAGAGAUUCGUGAAGCUUAUGAGAAAAUCUCUGAGAUGAUAAAGCCUUCAGUCAGUUCAGAUAGCGAGUUGGGCAAGUUUGCUUUGUUUGAAGUAAGCAAACACAUUGUUUUGAAAGAGUAUUUCCAAUGCCUCUUGAACAAUUGCAAGAAAAUCGAGGCAUCUGAAAAAGCAGCAGAGAUUUUUAGGACAACACCUUCCAAGUACUGUGGAGACAUUGUCCAUGGUUGGGCCAAAGAAUUUCUUCAGUUUGGCAAAACUUCUGAAUAUUAA
This is a messenger RNA of Phycomyces blakesleeanus NRRL 1555(-), 948 nucleotides long. RefSeq lists its product as hypothetical. The record is from RefSeq and is a predicted model, not a curated record. Bases 1 to 948 code for a protein of 315 amino acids. NCBI's taxonomy places the organism in Eukaryota, Fungi, Mucoromycota, Mucoromycetes, Mucorales, Phycomycetaceae. The transcript has 3 exons.